Molecule: messenger RNA, 1632 nt
Organism: Formica exsecta
Lineage: Eukaryota; Metazoa; Arthropoda; Insecta; Hymenoptera; Formicidae
Product: sodium/potassium-transporting ATPase subunit beta-1-like
Exons: 7
Coding region: 18-1001 (327 amino acids)
Biological process (GO): intracellular sodium ion homeostasis; potassium ion import across plasma membrane; intracellular potassium ion homeostasis
Cellular component (GO): sodium:potassium-exchanging ATPase complex
Molecular function (GO): ATPase activator activity
Source: RefSeq, a predicted model, not a curated record
AAAAAGAAGUUCCUGAGAUGGUUAUUUUGCACGACGAGGAAUAUUAUCGGAGUAGAAUACCUGAACCGGAUUUAGGAGCGUUUCGAAAUUUCUUGCGAUUUGUUUGGAAUCCAGAGAGGAGACAAAUUCUAGGCAGAACUGGGAAAGAAUGGGCGUUACUGGGAUUCUUCUAUCUGUGCUUCUUCAGCAUAUUAGGUUCUCUCUUUGCAUUACAAAUGUGGAUUAGUAUUGAUUACGCCUCGAAAUUGGAUAGGCCAUUUUUCCUUUAUGCCGGCUUGAUGCCUAGAUCUUAUUUUGGCAGCAACUUUCCGCUUUUUCGCCAAUUAAAUUUCGGUAGUCCAGGAAUUGGCUUUAAACCGAAUAUCUUGCUGCCCACGACAUCUCCUAUUAUCUGGGUGAAUAAUUCGAGCUCAAACGCACGACCAAAAAGAUAUAUUGAGGCUUUGAACGAUUUUUUGCAAGAAUAUAAUAAGAGUAAAGAAAAUUACAAAACGGCUGUCGAAUGCAAUGACGCAGCGCCGAACGUGUCCGAUAUGAAACCUUGUUUUUUUGAUAUUGAGAGCCUUGGCGUUUGCGGAAAACCUCCGUAUGGAUAUACGAAUCCAUUGCAACCGUGUGUACUUAUUAAGUUUAAUAAGAGAUUUGAUUGGAUACCAAUUUAUUAUAAUAAAUCCUACCAAUUACCGGAAGAUAUGCCAAGUGUUUUACAAGAUGCUGUGCGAUCUUCAAACAAGUAUCAGAUCUGGUUAUGGUGCGACGGAGCGAAUAACGUUGAUAAAGAGCAUGUUGGAGAAAUUAAUUAUUUACCGGGUCCUGGUUUUCCCGUGCAAUAUUUCCCUUUUGUGGGACAACCGGAUUAUUUGGCACCGAUGGUCGCGCUACAAUUUACAAAUAUUACACCAUUCAGAUUGGUGACGGUAGAAUGCAGUUUAUGGGCGCUCAACAUAAAGAAAGAAGCACAGAGUGCAUUGGAUUUCCAGAUAAUUCUGGGGGAGUCGUAGAAGAUGGUGAGUCGAGGAAUAUAUUCGCGUAUCUCAAAUAUUUAUUAACAAAUUUGCAGACGUAAUAAGAAGGUAGAUAGGACGAGCGUUUUAAUUUGUGCAGAGUAAAAAAUAAAUGGUCUUUGUUCAAAGUUUCUUACAAUUAGUAUAUAUAUAUAUAUAUAUUAUUCGUUCAGUUAUAAAUAUUCUCGCCACCAAUGAUUCCUUUAUUAUAUACCGUGUUACAUUAAUAAUACAUUCAAUGUAUUUUUCUGAUAUCGUUUCGUAUGUAGAACGUAACAUCUAAGGUAUAUUUAUAAUAAAAAAAUGGGGAGCAGCGAUUAUAUAUGACAAUGUAUUUCUAUACUUGAGUGAAUCAACACGAGAUUUAAUGUUUGUGUCUUACGAAUUGUCUCUGAGACUCUCUAAGCCAAUUCUGUCGACAGAAUAGCAGAUCGAAAUUAGAGAAUUUUGUAGAACUUUAUUUAUAUAUUUUUAUUAUGUGAACGAUAAAAUGGCAUGAUGAAGCUUCGUUUAUCGACAGACAUAUGCUUGUACCCAGAAGAAAUGUGUCAAAAUCGACUGUAUAUCUUGUUAUUUCUUCUAAAAUUAGCAGCGUUCACAAGACCAAGAAGGGAAAGAUGAAGAAAGA